ACAUAGCUUUACACACCCACUAUCAAAUAAACUUAAAGAUUCAUCCCUUGCAUCAUUCAUCUGCAAGCCAUACAUCUCACCGAUAGAGGUCUCACAACUACAUAUCUUGCCUUACCUCAUCUUACAUAUCACACACUCAAUCCCGAACUCUCAUCAACAAAACCUCCAUAUCAACCUUCUUACGCACCAUACAUCACCACAAUCUCACACAUCACCCAGAAAGCAAAUGACAGUAAGAAUGUCCUCCACAGAAGACACAUCAGCGCACAAGCGCAACGCCUCCGCAACAAGCGCAGUCCAAACCACCCCUCCACCAGCAAAACGUGCUCCCACAACAUCAACUUCCUCAGUCGCAGCCCUCCCCCCUUUCCGCCGCGACUUCCCCCACACAAUCGCCCUCGUCAUGUACAACGACGGCGGCUCCGACGGCGACUUUACAAACACGACAUCCGUCGUGGGCGUCUAUGCCGCGCUCGCGGACGCGAACGCCGAGGUGCGGAGGAUAUCCCGCGCGGGAGACGGAGAAGGGAUGCCAGAGCCCUCCGCUGCGGACGCCGCUGCGCGGGAUAGGGAUCCUGUGCGGUGGCAUGGGCCCCACGGCACCUCGUGCUGGGUUGACGUGCACGCUAUCACGCCAAAGAGCAUUGUGCCGAAAUCUACGUCUGCGUCGCCGCCGCAGCAGAAGCAGGCGGGGGAUCAGCAGCCGAAGAAGCUUUACGAUUCUGAUGAGGGGGAGGAUCCUGAUCUUGAUGAUGAGUUGGAUGAGGGGGGUCACUACGAUUAAAGGGAAAACGUUUCCUCUAUCUUCCUCUUCCUCCCUGGAGCUACUUGGGAGGGGGAGUGAUCCCCUAGGUUUUGACGCAUGCGAAGUGAUCAUAAAAUGGUGUAUUGAAACCCAAUGGGUCGUUGAAUCCUCGGCUAUGCCUGGUGAGGUUCACGAAGCGUUGGAUAGGUAUAAUGGUUAUUAGGUCACAUGUAUAUGUGGCGGGCGUUCUUAUAGAUAUUGGAAAUCCCUCUAUUCUAUCUUCUUUCUAGGUAUC
Colletotrichum godetiae is the source of this 1040-nucleotide messenger RNA. RefSeq lists its product as uncharacterized. The transcript has a single exon. Bases 227 to 784 code for a protein of 185 amino acids. The record is from RefSeq and is a predicted model, not a curated record. Lineage: Eukaryota; Fungi; Ascomycota; Sordariomycetes; Glomerellales; Glomerellaceae.